Copidosoma floridanum is the source of this 879-nucleotide messenger RNA. RefSeq names its product thioredoxin domain-containing protein 17. NCBI's taxonomy places the organism in Eukaryota, Metazoa, Arthropoda, Insecta, Hymenoptera, Encyrtidae. Gene Ontology annotation, molecular function: protein-disulfide reductase [NAD(P)H] activity. Gene Ontology annotation, cellular component: cytosol. The record is from RefSeq and is a predicted model, not a curated record.
UUGGUCACAUAAAGAUAGGUUAUGUAGGCUGCCUAAUGAGUAGUUGUAGUACUCAUUGUGUACCUCACGCACGCCCCUUGACGCGCCUACUUGUGCCCUUUACUGCCCUCAGUACUCUCAGUAGGCUGCCUAAGUAGGGCCUCAUGAACUAGAGAGGCAAACGACUCUCAUUUCUGUUCGGGAAGUAGGUAGAAGAAUUUCUCCAGUGUAGCAGUGUUUCCCUUUUUGUUAUCAGCACAAUUUCUUAAACAUGGUUAUCAAACAUCACGUAGAGGGUUAUGCAAAUUUUCUCAAAUUCAUUGAGAAAUUCAAAUCCGAUCUUCCAACUUUUAUCCUUUACACUGGUACUAAGCUACCUGAUGGUAAUAGCUGGUGUCCUGAUUGCGUUGAAGCAAAACCAUUUAUUGAUAAGGGAAUUCAAUCUUUGAGUAAUGAUUAUAACUUUGUUGUUGUUGAAGUAGGCGAUAGAGCUUUUUGGAAAGAUCCCAAAUGUCCUUUUAGAACAAAUUCAAAGGCACAAGUUAAAGUGUUACCUACACUUGUAAAAUGGGGAACGCAGAAGCGUCUAGAAGGUGGUGACUUGUUAAAGGAUGAUCUCAUUGAAAUGUUAUUGACUGAGGAUGAUGAUGAUUGACUGCUAUUUAAUAUUAUAUAAAAAAACUUUUUACUUACACAAUAAUAUUACAAUACAUAGAUUAAUAAACUUAUAAGGAAUGUUCAUGCGGUUUUAUAUACAAUUACCAUGAGCCAUACAUAAAUAUACUUUUCUAUUUUGAACAAGUUAUACAGUUGAAUACCUAUUGUUAUUAGUAAAAAAAUACAACCUACAUAGUGUAUAUUUAUUUACAAUUUUUAUAUCCUUGAUAAAAAAAGAAGAAA